Molecule: messenger RNA, 3195 nt
Organism: Brenthis ino (lesser marbled fritillary)
Lineage: Eukaryota; Metazoa; Arthropoda; Insecta; Lepidoptera; Nymphalidae
Source: the annotation of a GenBank genome assembly
AUGAGUUCAUCCCCUGCUAUAGAGGCGACCACCCCCACCGCUACCCCAUCGUCCCCCGCGUUGAGAGCUCCAGACUACCACUUUCACACAUCUACGCCCAACUAUUUGAAGAAGCAGCAACAACCGCUAAGCGUCGUGCUCUCAGCCACAGCGCCAUCCACACCGCCCACAUACGGAGAGCCAACUCUUACUCCUCCGCCCAGGUCUCCGGGUGUUCCCCUUUCUGCACCGGCUUCAGGGGAGAGAGCUCAUCCCCCUGACGGGACUUCUUCGGAUAAAUCGUCAGAAACAGCGGUGGGGGGUGUAUCGAGGACACCUAGCACGGCACUAUCCCGCAAAGAGAGCUACAAAGCCCAAAGGCAGAAUUAUAGAAAAGAAAAAAAGAGAGCUGCCUCAGCGCUACUCCACUCGAUAGAAGAUCCCUCGGUUGUUGUUUUGGCAGAUUGGCUUAAGGUUCGAGGUUCGCUCAAGUCAUGGACGAAAUUAUGGUGUGUUUUGAAGCCGGGUCUGUUGCUUCUGUAUAAAAGCCCUAAAGCCAAGCGGUCCCACUGGGUGGGCACGGUGCUGCUGACGUCGUGCCAGGUCAUCGAGCGGCCCAGCAAGAAGGACGGCUUCUGCUUCAAGCUGUACCACCCGCUCGAGCAGAGCAUCUGGGCGCCGCGCGGACCACACAAUGAGACCAUCGGCGCAGUGGUGCAGCCGCUGCCCACCGCGCACCUGAUCUUCCGCGCGCCGUCGCAGGCCGCCGGCCACUGCUGGCUCGACGGCCUCGAGCUCGCGCUGCGCUGCAGCAAUGCUAUGCUCAGAUGUUCCCGAACUCGGCCAGAGCAAGCUGUAGAGGACGCGCCGGCCUCUCAGCCCAAUAUUUCUCACGAGGAGUUGGAAAAGCACUUCAACGAGCAUGUUCUCAAAUUGGCUGAGACCACUUGUAGCUCACCAUCCCCCCUUUUUUCUAUCUCCGAUUACUCCCCCCAGAGCUUGCGUGUAGUUCCAAAAUAUUUAAAAAACGACGAAAAAAUAUCGAAAAGUCUAACAUCGAGUCCUUUCAAAAUCGAUUCGAAAUUACCGAUUCUGAGAUGUUUCGAAUUACCCAAAUUGUCACUCGGUGAAAAACGUGUUGGGAGAGAAAAAUCGCCAAGUCUCUUCGAGGAGAAUAUCGCUAGGUUUAUACCAAAAAGGCGUAGCUCUACGCCGUCUGUGUCUAAAUCUAGUGCUGCGAGGAAAGCUAUAGGUCAUUUGAGAGAGUCUGGGGUCAAGACAGAUUCCGAAAAUGAUGAAGCGAUAAAGAGAGAGAAAAGAUCGGAAGUACUGUUCAGUUCGCCGGAGAAUUUCCUUAUAACUAAAACAGCGCCAUCUGUCGAGAGGUUUGGUCAGUCUGUUGAUGUUUCUUCGUCUAGUGACGAUGUUGUUUGUAGCUCUCUGCGAUACAAAAAAAAAUUCUCACUUAUUAAUUACGAUAACUUACCCUCUGCCAAUCUUGAGGCUCUUCAAACGGAGAAGAAAGAUGAAAGAUACACUACACAGAAUGUGUAUAUUGCAGGAAAAAUUGUUAGAAGCGAAUUAGCAGGAGCAGCUUCAGACACAGACAGCGAGGGUUCAAGGCCGGGGAUGACGGAGACUACAAACAGGGAUGACCCUGGAAUAAGGAAACAGGAUAUCAUCGCGAGGAUAGAGAGCUCGUAUGUUGAAGAUCCGGAUAGGGAGAUUGGGGUGGCAGGAGAAUUAGUAGAAGAGGUGGCAGAAGAGAACAAAUCUCUGCUAUGGUUCCUCUUGAAGCAGGUCCGACCUGGCAUGGACCUGUCCAAAGUGGUCUUACCGACUUUCAUAUUAGAGCCUCGGUCGUUUUUAGACAAAUUGUCUGAUAAUUAUUAUCAUGCGGAUUUGUUGGCGCAGGCGCAAACAAUGGAAGACCCUUAUCAAAGGUUCAAAGGGGUGCUCAAGUGGUAUCUCUCAGGGUUGUACCGUAAGCCCAAGGGGUUGAAGAAACCCUACAACCCUGUCCUAGGAGAAACCUUCAGAUGUUGCUGGCGACAUCGAAACAAUGAAUCCUAUACGUAUUAUAUUGCUGAACAAGUAUCCCACCACCCCCCUGUAUCGGCCUUCUAUAUUUCAAAUAGGAAAGAAGGGUUCGUCAUAGAGGGUAGUUUGCUGGCUAGGUCUAAGUUUUAUGGUAACUCCACUUCGGCCAUAUUAGAAGGUUGUGCUCGCAUUCAUCUCCUUAACUGGGGAGAGACGUACAUAACAACUGCUCCAUAUGCACAUUGCAAGGGAAUCGUCAUAGGAACACUCAGUAUGGAGUUGGGUGGAAAGGUACAUGUGAUAUGUCAAGAGACUGGAUACCAAGCGGAUGUAGAAUUUAAGUUAAGAUCUUUUCUAGGCGGAGCAGAUCAAACGAACGCCAUAUCAGGUCGGAUAAAGCGAGGGAAGGACACCGUCGCCACCAUAGAAGGUUAUUGGGAUGGGAAAAUUGACAUAAAAGAUAAGAAGACAGGUGAAGAAACAAACCUUCUAGAAGUUUCCAUCCUCAAAGAACAAAGGCUGCCCAGGUUUCUGAUGAAGAUCGAUCGUCAGCAAGAAUGGGAAUCGCAGAGGCUGUGGAUCAAAGUGUCUGAGGCCAUACAAAAUGAGGAUCAGAUAGUGGCCACAGAACAAAAGACAAUAAUAGAGGAGGCGCAGAGGGCGCGCGCCCGCGGCCUCGUGGCGCCGUGGCUGCCGCGGCUAUUCCACAAGGACACCAGUUCAAUGCCGCCUGAAGGUAUAAUCGAUCAAGGCUGGAAAUACAAUCACGCAAACACAAGUCCAUGGCAGCCCGAAGAGUUGAUUGAAUACGAGGAUGAAUUUACAAUAACAACGCUUAAAAAUCUGCCAACGAGGACUUCAGGGGAAGCCAGGAUAAGGGAGCUAGUGCAGAGGUCUGACUCGGACAGUCACGAUGAUUUAGCAAGACGGUCUAAAACUAGCACACGAACUCUAAAACAAACUCUGCACUCAAUAGACUCGACUUUACGCGAACAAAAUUUAGCUAUAGAGAGACUAACAAAAAACGUGGAGUCGCUAAAUGAAAGUCAUAGAAAUUUAAUUCGACCCCAAAACGUGGGUCGAGUGCCAACGUCUCAUUCGUGGGAUUUGUUUGGUGGUUUCGUCCUAGCUAUGGUGUUGCAAGCUCUAUUAAACUGGAUUUUCUACCAUAAAGAC